ACAGAGAGGACACACUGCAGGGACACACAGAAGAUGAGCUCUCAGACUCUGACUCGCUCUGAGGUGUUUGGACAGCUCAGGAAGGAGCUCUAUGGAGAGGAGCAGUCCACACAGACCAACACACACAUCUUCAUCAUCCUGGGAGCAUCUGGAGAUCUUGCUAAAAAGAAGAUCUAUCCUACUUUAUGGUGGUUAUUCAGGGACGGCUUGCUUCCAGACGACACCCUCUUUGUGGGUUUUGCCAGGUCUAAGCUGACAGUAGAGGACAUCAGAGCAGCAUGUCUGCCUCACAUGAAGGUCACUGCAGCAGAGAGCGAGUCUCUCUCGGCCUUCUUCGGUAAGAACUCCUACCUGAGCGGCACGUACGAUGAGUCCGGCUCCUUCAAACAGCUCGACGGCCACCUGUCGUCUCUGCCCGGCGGGUCCGGCGCCAACCGCCUGUUCUACCUGGCCCUUCCUCCCAGUGUCUACCACCACGUCAGCGCCAACAUCAGGCACCACUGCACGAGCUCCAGAGGCUGGAACAGGUUAAUAGUCGAGAAGCCGUUUGGUCGUGACCUCCAGAGUUCGCAGCAGCUGUCAGUGCACCUUUCCUCCCUUUUCAAAGAGGACCAGAUCUACCGUAUAGACCACUACCUGGGAAAAGAGAUGGUCCAAAACCUCAUGGUGCUCAGGUUUGGAAAUCGCAUCUUUGGACCGAUAUGGAACAGAGACAAUGUCGCCUGUGUUGUUCUGACUUUUAAGGAGCCUUUCGGCACUCAGGGCCGCGGAGGAUACUUUGAUGAUUUUGGCAUUAUUCGAGACGUCAUGCAGAACCAUCUCCUCCAGAUGCUCUGCUUGGUGGCAAUGGAGAAACCCGCUUCCACCAGUCCAGAUGACGUGAGGGAUGAGAAGGUGAAAGUUUUAAAGUGUGUAUCCCCUGUCGAAGCGCCGGAUGUGGUGCUUGGUCAGUACAUUGGGAAUCCUGAUGGAAAAGGCCACUCCAGGUUGGGUUACCAAGACGACCCCACUGUGCCGAGCGGCUCCUGCACUCCAACCUUUGCCACAGCGGUGCUUUAUGUCCACAACGAAAGAUGGGAUGGAGUUCCUUUCAUCCUGCGAUGUGGCAAAGCUCUAAAUGAGAGAAAAGCAGAGGUGCGUCUGCAGUUCACCGACGUUCCAGGAGACAUCUUCGGCGAACGCUGCCAGAGGAACGAGCUGGUGGUGCGAGUGCAGCCGGAUGAAGCCAUUUACCUGAAAAUGAUGACCAAGAGGCCUGGAGUGUACUUCAGCCCGGAGGAGACGGAGCUGGACCUCACCUACAAGAGCAGAUACAAGGAUGUAAAGUUACCAGAUGCUUAUGAGCGACUGAUACUGGACGUCUUCUGUGGGAAUCAGAUGCAUUUUGUCCGCAGCGAUGAGCUGCGGGAGGCCUGGAGGAUCUUCACCCCCCUCCUCCACCAGAUAGAGGCAGAGAAGAAAGCCCCGCUCCCGUAUACGUACGGCAGUCGUGGUCCGGCAGAGGCAGACGAUCUGGUGAAGAGGGUGGGAUUCCGCUACGAGGGCAAAUACAAGUGGGUGCAGCCCCACACAAACUGACGCUUCUCCUCACACAUGCGCUCACGUUCUCACUGAUACCAUGGAUGCAGUAGUCAGAAAGUUCACAGGAAUGUCCACUGUCGCCACCUUCUUGAUUUUCUCUGCAUGUGUGAACGGAGCCACCACCUCCUCACCUUGAUCGUGUGGAAAUGAGUGACGACACUGUAACGCCCUGAUUUAA
Salarias fasciatus (jewelled blenny) is the source of this 1759-nucleotide messenger RNA. Its product is annotated as glucose-6-phosphate 1-dehydrogenase-like. The transcript has 12 exons. Gene Ontology annotation, molecular function: glucose-6-phosphate dehydrogenase activity; NADP binding. The record is from RefSeq and is a predicted model, not a curated record. Gene Ontology annotation, cellular component: cytosol. Lineage: Eukaryota; Metazoa; Chordata; Actinopteri; Blenniiformes; Blenniidae. Bases 34 to 1578 code for a protein of 514 amino acids. Gene Ontology annotation, biological process: pentose-phosphate shunt, oxidative branch; glucose metabolic process.